Molecule: messenger RNA, 5360 nt
Organism: Anoplophora glabripennis (Asian longhorned beetle)
Lineage: Eukaryota; Metazoa; Arthropoda; Insecta; Coleoptera; Cerambycidae
Gene: Usp47
Product: ubiquitin carboxyl-terminal hydrolase 47
Exons: 11
Coding region: 180-4058 (1292 amino acids)
Biological process (GO): protein deubiquitination
Cellular component (GO): nucleus; cytosol
Molecular function (GO): cysteine-type deubiquitinase activity; cysteine-type endopeptidase activity
Source: RefSeq, a predicted model, not a curated record
CUGCCAUUUGACGUAGUGGCGAAACUUUCAAGUAGUAGAAAAUGGCGUUUCGUGACUUUUAGCACAUGCCAAUUUUCUCCGCUCAUAUCUAUGUAUCCUUUAUAGGACCAGCAAAAGGUUUUUUGGCUCAUAGGAUUUAAGGAAAAUUGUACAAGAUUUGCUUAAUAACAGAAUCGGAAAUGGUAUGCCUGCACGAUGAGGGUCACUUGAGGGUGACUGUCCGAGAUACCAUAUUGCAUUCAGCAAAGAAACAGUCGUAUGUUCUUCUGACCCCAACAAAAACCAUCGAAAGUAUCUUUAAGGAGAUCUCUAGGGAAUUUGAAUACAAUGCUGAUGAAAUUGAACUUGUGUUGCAGAAAAGGGAUGGCACUACCUAUGUUUUGAACGAUCAUAAAGAUAAGACGGUUCAGGAAGCAGAUAUAUCGUGGAGCCCGUCUGAACGCUUGUCCAUCAUAAUAAAUCAGGUAAAGAACAAAACCAUGUCUUUGUAUGUUCACGAUGUCGCCGAAGACGAUCUGCUUCUUGGUGCCUCAGCCAGCCCCACCACCGGAGAAAUGCCUAGUUGCACAUAUUACACAACACCUGUUAGAAUGAGCGAAUUCGAACCAAAUUACCCAACAUCGUCUCACUCGCAACUAAGACCAACGAUUGUGGAGUCAACAAACUACGUGGGGCUAGUCAAUCAAGCGAUGACGUGUUACCUUAACAGCUUGCUGCAAGCGCUCUUUAUGACUCCGGAAUUCCGAAAUGCCCUGUACAACUGGGAAUUUGACGGCCUCAACGAGACACGCUCCAUCCCGUACCAAUUGCAAAAGUUGUUCUUGAAUUUGCAGACUUCUUCGAAGUCUGCCGUGGAGACUACAGAUUUAACGACCAGCUUCGGCUGGCAAGGCAGCGACGCCUGGCACCAACACGAUAUCCAAGAACUUUGCAGGGUUAUGUUCGAUGCGUUGGAACAGAAAUUCAAGGACACGAAGCAGGCUAACCUCAUCAACGAUCUCUACGAGGGUAAAAUGUUGGAUUAUGUCAAAUGCUUGGAUUGUGGGACGGAGAAGUCCCGCGAGGACACGUUUCUGGAUAUCCCUUUACCAGUCAGGCCUUUCGGUAGUACAGUGGCUUAUAAUAGCGUAGAAGAAGCCUUAAGGGCCUUUGUGCAGCCCGAAACUUUAGAUGGUAACAAUCAAUAUCACUGUGAGAAAUGUAACAAAAAAUGUGAUGCACACAAAGGACUGAAAUUUACAAAGUUCCCGUAUUUGCUUACGUUGCAUUUAAAACGGUUUGAUUUCGAUUACAACACGAUGCAUAGGAUUAAACUUAAUGAUAAGGUCGUUUUCCCAGAAAAAUUGAAUUUAAACUCAUUUAUAACAUCUAGUUCAUCAGUAAACGAGCCGAUGGAAGAAAGGGAACACGCCGUAAAAUGUGAUGAUUGUAGCACCACUGAUUCGGGUUCGGCGGAUGAUGAAAGUUGUCAAGGAACAGAUGUGUCUUCCACAGUGAACGGCCAAGAUGAUAACUGUGUCGACAGUGACGAAGGUAUAGAUGUGAGUUCCGGAAAUAACCAUCACGAGGAAGAAGCCAAGGGACCUUACGUAUACGAACUGUUCAGCAUCAUGAUCCACUCAGGGAGCGCAUCCGGGGGCCAUUAUUAUGCCUACAUCAAAGAUUUCGAUAAGAAUAUGUGGUAUUGCUUUAACGACCAGAGCGUCAGCGGGAUUACCGAAGAUGACAUACGCAAGACUUACGGGGGCGGCCCACAGAGAGGUUACUAUUCGGGGGCCUACAGUUCCAGUACGAACGCCUACAUGUUGAUGUACCGCCAGGUGGACAAGGAUCGAAAUUGUCGGGCGAUAACCGUGGAUCAGUUCCCGCCGCACAUUCAGAAGUUACUCCAGGACAUGCGUAGGAAGGAGGAAGAGGAUCGGAUCACUAGAGAAAAGGAGAACGACAUGAUUAAGAUUAACGUGUACUGCCACCAUCCCGGUAGCAACACGCUUCAGGACGUUAAGAUAUCCGUGUUCAGCGACUCUACUCUGGCGGAAGCCGUGCAGUACGCUCACCAGCGAUUUAAGCUUGAAUCGUACGUGGACGUGGAGGAUUGCAGGAUUGUCAUAUAUAACAAGAAACUCGAUUGCGUCGACUGCAAUUUUGAUUCUAACGAAUUGAAAUUGUGCGACAUCAUCCACAGGAUUAAUCAGAUAAUUAUUUACGAUUGGUUGCUGGAGAUAAAGGAACCUGGUACUGACUUUCCAAACUAUAAACCGGGCGGCAUAAACAUGAAAGUGUACCCAAUCAACUUGGAAACAGAAGAAGUAGAAGAGCCUAGGCUAGUCCGUGUAGAUAUCGACGAUACCGUGAGAAUCCUCAAAUCGAAGCUCUCGUCUGUAUUCAGCAUGGAAGUGGAUAGUAUUAAAGUUGUAUUAGAAACGAGCGGCAACGAUCUGAAAUACCUGGAGUGCGACGACACUGUUGUCAAGUUCGACGCGACUAGCAGGGAACAAAAAUUGUACAUUUCCAAUUCCAUUGACGAUGAUCCCGACAAGAGCUUUCAGACUUCGAAGUUGAAAAGAGUUAUUGAACACUUUGGUUACAUAAUUACCGUGAACGUAGUUUUACCAGAAACCGAUGUCGCAACGUUAGAGUCUUUGUCUAUACCGUCGUUGGAUUUGAACCAAAACUUGGACAAGUUGGAUUUAGCCUGUGGUGACCGGGGAUCAAAUUCGCCGGGUUUAAGAGUUUCUCCGCAACCUUGCCAGGGCGACGGUUUUGGAGAUCAGAGCAACAGCGAGGAUAGCAGUUUAAGCGACAGUGAUCGAACGUUGGUGGGAGAAGCUCCAGGGGAAUGUCCGGCUUUGCUUUCGAGCAGCUCCAAUUCGCCCGCCGACCAACACAUGUCCUCGCCCACCGAUCCCUGUGAGGACUCGUAUAACUAUGCCGCACUAGGCCACCCGGGCGAGGAGAUGAUCUGGGACGACGAGGUGACCCAGCACGAAGCGCAGCAGCACUUUACGAAUUACUUUUUCAAAGUUACCAGUAUAGUUCACAACAGUGAUUCCAACUCAACGGACAAUAAUUACUCAAGGUGUUGUAAAAUAUUGGUAGACAACAGGAUGACCUUGGAGAGGUUCAAGAGGCACCUGGAGGUGAUCCUGAGGAUACCUUCAAGGUAUUUCAAGAUUUUCAAGCAGUACCCUAACUCGGAUGACGAAUGGAGCUGCUUGACGGACACUUUGAGACUGACAAAGGAUGGGGACAGGCUUAUAGUGAAAUUAGGCAGGGUGCUGAAGAAAGACGAAAUAAAAUGUGGUAUAUACCACUUGAAACCGGAUUGCAUGGAUACAAACAACUUCUUAUUUGAACAUAUCAUAACGAAAGGGCAGACCGUGAAGUCCGUCAAGAAGGAAAUUCUUUUACAAGCGAAGAAACAGCACAUGUUAGAUAUCCCGUACAACAAGUGCCGAUUGAGAGAGAAAGGUUGGAAGAAACCCAGAAAAGUCUAUCUCGAUGACCAAAAAUUUGACAGGGAUAUCUUGGUCACGCCGAAUUUUGAUAUGUUCCUGCAAGAACUCAACGAACCGGAGACGAUCACAUCAAAAGACCAGAUAGUGUACUUCGUGAGGCAGUGGUGUCCGUCGACCUUGACUUUGAAGCCCUUCCAGGAGGUCGUCAUGGAGAAUCUGACUCUGGAGGAGCUCAAAACGAAGAUAUCGGAAUUGUCGGGACUUCCUGUCGAAUAUGUGGACGUAGCGCACGUAAAAGCCACCUUCCCUUGUGAUAUGCACCUCUUAGGUAUACAUAACCAGCACGACUGGAACCCUAACAUAACAAACCUGGACCAGUGGCCUAUGCACGCCGACGAGCCGGGAAGCGUUUUCUUUUACAAAGACAAAAGAGAGGUACCGAAGGAACUAACGCCCGAGGAGCAUAAAGAGUUGUGCCAAAAAGAGAACGCUCGUCUGGGUAGGCCGAGUAUAAAAUCGUACUCUCCCGGCAGGGAGAGAGCCUUGAAGAUUUACCUGGACACAUCGCCCAGUAAAUCGAAUGAAAACUGUAUAGACUGACAAGCCACAAAACAAUACAACUCUUUAUUUUACUGCAUCAUAAGUUAAAUUAUCUGAGGUCGAUCGGUGAGGGUGCAUGUUUUAGAUAAUUAAUAUCUCGUUUAUUGGAACCUCGUGUCUUGUUAGUAAAUGUUGAAUUUUCAUCGAAAGGGGACAAAAUGGGUUUUUGAGUGGCGUCGGUUUGAGGCGAGAACACGAAUUCGGUGCUUGAGUUGAAACGUGUAACUUUGAAGUUGAGAAUCGAAUGAACUCCAAGAUCGAUUAAUUAUUAACCGGUUGAUUUUUCUUUGUUUACCACAACGAAAAUUCAUAAAACAUAAAUAUAUAAAUUGUCGUAUUGGCCUAAAAGUGAAAGUAAUUGUAUUUUAGAUAUAUUUGAUUUAGUAAUUUUGCAUAUUUAAAUAAUACGAGAAAAAAUUGAUCAGUAUUUACUAUCAGUAUGUAAUUGUACCUUAAUAAAUUAUUUCUUCGAGUGAUUGUUAAAUGUGGUUUGGAAACGGGGUUCUAAUAAACGAGAUAGACUUUUAUGUACCUGUGUUAGAGAAAUCUGAGCGAUGCUGAUUUAAAAUGGUUGUCAUAAGUUGUUGUUUGACGUUCUUCAUACCAGAAUACCGGGUAUGCGUGUUGAUAUUUCAUAAAUUAUACAUUGUAUUGUUUUUUUUUUAUUAAAUACUGUUCGUUACUGCAUUGAUAAAUAUUGUUUAUGGUUUUAAAGUAUGUUUCUGUCAUUUUUACAUUAUCCUCUAGAAUACCCUUACCAUUUUGUAUUUAUUUUAUAUUUAAAAUUAUUCUAGCUUUACAGUGUUUAGUAAUGCAAUGGUAUUUAUGUACGGAGCGAUGGUGGCGGCUUUGGUGUUUCUGAAAUUUUUCUGUGGUCGAUAUCCGCGGAUACGACUUCUCUUGUGCUCAGCGAAGUUGCAUAUACAUUUAUAAAAUUUCUUGUACAUUUUAAAGCACUUUUUCAUAAAAAAACUAUUGUCAAAUUUGUUGCAUCCUUAAGAUAUACGCGUUAUUAUUAAAUUUGCCGAUUGCCUUUUACCCCGACGCUCACUGUAAUGCCAUUGUUAUCUCGAUGGUCAUUUUGUCCCUUAUUCUGUACAGCAAACUGUUUCGUUUACUGGCAUAUAUUCAAAAACCCCAUUUUUAUAAUUUGGCAAAGUGGAUUCCAGGCCUACCUUUGGCUUUUAAUAUCUACACGAACCUACUUCGCUGAAGGAGUUCACAUUGCCAACGCUUGUCGUAUACAGCUACUUUGUAUAGAUAUUUAUUUGUGACUGAUCAAUAAAAAGCUGUUUAUCUAUA